AACUCAAAAGUGGUGGGCACUAUAGUAUAAUUUUUUGCAGAUGUUCCAUUAAAAUAUUAAGUUUAAAUAGAGUUUUGUGACUUAAUAUAUAGUUAAUUGAGACUUACUAUAAUUAAUAAUGGCAGAAAUUGAUGAAUUAGACCAGUUGGAUGAAUUAUUGCGAGCAGAUCUUGAUGUGGCGGCAAAUGAAGGUGAAAAUAAAAAGCCUAAUAUAAAAGAAGUGAAUAUCUUUAAUUCAAUCGACACUUCAGAAAAACAAUCUGAAGACUUGCCUUCGAAAUCAGUUAUCCACAACGGAGACACGGACUCUUCUGACGAUGAAGAAAAAAGAAAUUUUACAGAACGUAAAUACAGUGAAUAUGGAACUCUUAUAAAGAAAACUUUAGACGAUCGCGAACAGGAACAAAUGGAUAGGAGAAUAGAAUUUCAAAGCAGACUGCGGCAAGCCAAUAAACAUACAAAAACAAAGAAAACCUUUACUAGUAAUGUAGAAACCUUAGAACACAACAAUAAGAAUAUGUUUUGUGUUCCUGAGAAAAAAAGUACUUCGGCUUCUGAUGUUUAUACAGAUCCUAUAUUUGGUAUCAGGAUAACCAAGCCCUUGAUAUCCAGCGCAGCACUGUUAGACAGAAUGCAAGGCCGAGAGGCAGUCAAUAUGCUCAGAGUUAAAAGGUAUGUUGAAAACGAAGAUUUAUCAAAAGAUUGGGUUAUAGCGGGUGUAAUUGUUAGAAAAAGUGCACCUAAAAAAUCACAAAAGGGAAGUAAUUUCUCAAUAUGGACGCUGACUGAUUUAAAGGAUGAUUUGAAGACUGUAUCAAUGUUUUUGUUUCGUAAAGCUUACAAUGAUUUAUGGAAAACAUCAGAAGGUACAGUGGUUGUGGUUUUAAACCCAAAUGUUCUAGAUAGAUCUCAAAAUUCCACCGAUCAGGCCUGCUUAAGUGUUGAGAAUUCUGAUAGAGUUAUGAUACUCGGUCAAUCAAAGGACUUAGGUAUCUGUAAAAGUAGGAAGAAAAAUGGUGAACCCUGUUCAGCAUUUGUAAAUGUAAGCCAAUGUGAACAUUGUAUAUACCAUAUUAAACAGGAAUAUCAAAAGUAUUCACAACGACAGGAACUUCAAUCCUCUACGAUGGGCAAAGGACUUCAUAAUUUACAGAAUAAAGUAUUCGGGAAAAGUAUAUUCAUGUACGGUGGCAAGUCUUACUCAGCCUUACCAUCAAGUGACCAUAAAAAAUUUAAGGAUAGAGACCAAAAUAGAUUAAUGACCCUAAGUGAUUAUUAUAAAUCUGAAGGAAACAAUCUAAUGGUGAAUAAAGCCCCAUAUGGGGCUGGACCUCAAGUAAGCAAAAGUGGCGUUUUACACAGUCCUACAACUCAAAAACUGAGUGACUCACAAAGAUUGAAUAACUUGUCAAAUGCCAAUAGAAAUAUUAGCCCCGAUACAAACAUUAGUUUGGCACAGAGAGUCAUGAAUUCCCCCACUCUAGGCAAAGGUUUUGGUUUGAAAGGUAAUGGAGUUAUUGAUUUGAAUGUUUCUUAUGGCGAGAAGAGAGCUGAAAAAGCUAAACUAAAUGCUAUCAGACUCAUACAACAAAAAGGUGGUAUAGAAAAACUAGAUCCUAACAAUAUAAAAGGUACCGAGGCUGGUAAGAAAAGGGCUUUGGACAAAUUAAACAGCUCUACGGGUGAUGAGAACGAUUGUAAGAAGGUCAAAGUUCAAGAAGAUGGAAAAAUGCCAAAAACUGUGAUGUCAGAGAGAUUUAAGAAAAUUCUUGAGGCGACUUCGUCACAUCAAAAUCUAAUAAAGCAACACGAGGAGAGCGAACAAGAUAAGUAUUUCAAUAAACUAGAGAAAAAAGAAGCAAUGGAGGAGAAAAUGCUCAAUACAUUUAAAUUAGCCUGUAAGGCUGUGAGGUGCGUCAAGUGUAAGUACACCGCAUUCUCAGCGGCCCAGAAAUGCAAAGAUGAAAGGCAUCCUCUUAAAGUGCUAGACACAUUUAAAAGGUUCUUUAAAUGUGCUGAUUGUAACAACAGGACUGUCACAUUGGAAAUCUUGCCGCUUCAUUCGUGUAGCAAUUGCAGCGGAUCGAGAUGGGAAAAAGCGCCUAUGUUGAGAGAAAAGAAAGUUGCUUUGUCCGAUGGACUCUCGAUAAGAGGCGAAGAGGAAUCACACUUUGGAGGACAAGUGACCGCUGGAAAAAAUAUAAACUUACUUGUUCCAGAUAAUUAGCUGUUAUAACAAAAAUAUAUCUAUUUAUUAUACAGACUGACUUUUUACGGCAUUCAUUAUGACAAUCGAAUGGGUUAUAAAUAAAAAACAAUAUAAAAAUAAAGCAUAAUAUAAUUUUAUUACGAAACUUCCAGUCAAUAACACUGAACCAUUCCAUAAACAGUGUCUGAUUUAAUACGAUUAGUCAUAGAUGGGGACAAUUUCACUGUUAUGCCAAAACAACAAACUUAGCUAAUAAAAACUCGUCUAUAAGUCAUCGUAAACGGCACAAAGUUACGCGAAAUUGUAACCUCUAUGGGGUGGAAUAAAUGGCCUUUAAAAUUUACACAGCCUUUUGAUUAUUUACUACAUGUUACAAAACAGAUCAGUGGUGCUAACAGUAACAUGUACCUUGUCUGGUGAUACCAAUGUAUUUACAAAACUUCAGAGGCAGUGGUCCAAACUGAACAUCGUACGAACUAGUCUCGGUGUCAACACACUUACAAUCGCAUUUACAGCCCUUAUACAGCUUACAUCUUCAUAUAAA
Molecule: messenger RNA, 2753 nt
Organism: Danaus plexippus (monarch butterfly)
Lineage: Eukaryota; Metazoa; Arthropoda; Insecta; Lepidoptera; Nymphalidae
Gene: Mcm10
Product: protein MCM10 homolog
Exons: 1
Coding region: 119-2227 (702 amino acids)
Biological process (GO): DNA replication initiation; DNA replication
Cellular component (GO): replication fork protection complex; nucleus
Molecular function (GO): single-stranded DNA binding; DNA replication origin binding
Source: RefSeq, a predicted model, not a curated record